This is a messenger RNA of Boleophthalmus pectinirostris (great blue-spotted mudskipper), 10879 nucleotides long. It is a transcript of the gene kalrna, whose product is annotated as kalirin RhoGEF kinase a. Gene Ontology annotation, molecular function: guanyl-nucleotide exchange factor activity; protein kinase activity; ATP binding. The transcript has 67 exons. Lineage: Eukaryota; Metazoa; Chordata; Actinopteri; Gobiiformes; Gobiidae. The coding region runs from base 150 to 9146 and encodes 2998 amino acids. The record is from RefSeq and is a predicted model, not a curated record. Gene Ontology annotation, biological process: protein phosphorylation; intracellular signal transduction; axon guidance. Gene Ontology annotation, cellular component: postsynaptic density; cytoplasm.
UGAAAGAGCGCGUGUUAGCAGCCCGGGGGAGCGGAGGAGGGCUGGCAGACAAACCCAGACGAGUGAAACAUGUAAGGGAUACGGACAGGAGCGAGUAACCGGCGCGUUAUUUCUAUCUUUCUUUGUCGGUGGAUUGUAUUAGAAGCGGAAUGAACCCUGCAGAAGCGGCCGAGGAGGCGCCCAGCAGCGACCCAGACACUGAUGCCUUCUACAAAACAGGUUCUCUCCGGACUGAAAGCUUAAAGGCAUCCGAUGUUCUACCCAUCCUGAAGGAGAAAGUGGCCUUUGUUUCAGGUGGUCGAGAUAAGAGAGGUGGACCAAUCCUGACAUUUCCUGCCAGAAGUAACCACGACCGAAUAAAACAUGAGGACCUGAGGAGGCUGGUGACCUACCUGUCGACUGUGCCCAGUGAGGAUGUGUGCAAGCGAGGGUUCACUGUAAUCAUCGACAUGCGUGGCUCUAAGUGGGAGCUGAUCAAGCCUCUGCUGAAGACUCUGCAGGAGUCCUUCCCUGCAGAGAUCUGUGUGGCUCUCAUCAUCAAACCAGACAACUUCUGGCAGAAACAGAAGACCAACUUUGGCAGCGCUAAGUUCUCCUUUGAGACCAGUAUGGUGUCAGUAGAGGGCUUAGCUAAACUGGUGGACCCCUCUCAGCUGACAGACGACUUCGAAGGCUCGCUGGACUAUAACCACGAUGAGUGGAUAGACUUGAGAGUGUCUCUUGAAGAGUUUAUGUCCAAUGCGGUUCAUCUUCUAUCCCGACUCGAGGAUCUGCAGGAGCUUCAGUCAAAGAAGGAAUUUCCGGCAGAUGUGGAGGGAUCUCGACGGCUGAUAGAGGAACACACACAACUGAAAAAGAAGGUGCUGAAGGCUCCAGUGGAGGAACUGGACCGUGAAGGCCAGAGACUAUUGCAGUGUAUUCGAUCCAGUGAUGGGUUCUCAGGGAGAAACUGUAUCUCUGGCUCUGCUGACUUCCAGAGUCUGGUUCCUAAGGUGGCCAGUCUUCUCGAUAAGCUUCACUCUACACGGCAGCACCUUCACCAAAUGUGGCACGCCCGUAAACUCAAGUUAGACCAGUGCUUUCAGCUACGGCUCUUUGAACAGGAUGCAGAAAAGAUGUUUGACUGGAUCAGCCACAAUAAGGAGGUGUUUCUUCAGAGUCACACAGAAAUCGGUCGCGGAUAUCAGCACGCGGUGGAGCUGCAAACGCAACACAAUCACUUUGCGAUGAACUCCAUGAAUGCCUACGUAAACAUCAAUAGGAUUAUGUCAGUGGCCAGUCGUUUGGCCGAGGCUGGUCACUACGCUUCGACUCAGAUCAAGCAGAUCUCAGGUCAACUGGACCAGGACUGGAAGAGUUUUGCUGCUGCUCUGGAUGAACGCUCCACCAUCCUUGCCAUGUCCUCUGUCUUUCACCAAAAAGCAGAGCAAUUCCUGUCUGAGGUGGAUGCCUGGUGCAAAGUGUGCAGUGAAGGAGGCUUGCCCACUGAGAUGCAGGAACUAGAACUGGCCAUUCACCGCCACCAGAGUCUCUAUGAGCAGGUUACUCAGGCCUAUACUGAGGUGAGUCAGGAUGGUAAAGCCCUGCUGGACGUUCUCCAAAGGCCCCUGAGUCCUGGCAACUCCGAGUCGCUAACAGCAACAGCAAAUUACUCCAAAGCGGUUCACUGUAUCUUGGACGUGGUUCAUGAGGUCCUCCAUCAUCAGCGGCGUCUGGAGAACAUUUGGCAGCACCGAAAAGUUCGACUGCACCAGAGACUGCAGCUGUGUGUGUUUCAGCAGGACGUCCAACAGGUAAUGGACUGGAUCGAGAACCACGGGGAGGCCUUCCUCAGUAAGCACACUGGAGUGGGCAAGUCCCUCCACCGAGCGAGGGCCCUCCAGAAGAGACACGAUGACUUUGAGGAUGUUGCACAGAAUACAUAUACCAAUGCAGACAAGCUGUUGGAGGCAGCAGAGCAGUUGGCUCAGACUGGAGAGUGUGAUCCUGAGGAGAUCUAUAAAGCCGCCCGACACUUAGAGGUCCGAAUCCAGGACUUUGUUCGACGAGUGGAGCACAGGAAGCUGUUGCUCGAUAUGUCUGUCUCCUUCCACACACACACCAAAGAGCUGUGGUCAUGGAUGGAGGAGCUACAGAAGCAGCUGCUGGAUGACGUGUGCUGUGAUUCAGUGGACUCUGUUCAGACUUUGAUCCAACAGUUUCAGCAGCAGCAGACCGCUACACUGGAGGCUACACUCAAUGUCAUCAAAGAGGGAGAGGAGUUAAUACAGCAGCUCAGAGAUGCAGCCAUGUCCACCAAUAAAACACCACACUGCAGUUCCAUUGCACACAUCCAGGGGGUGCUGCAGCAGCUGGAUGAGGCCCAGGGUCAGAUGGAGGAGCUAUUCCAUGAGCGCAAAAUCAAACUGGACAUCUUCUUACAAUUACGCAUCUUUGAGCAGUACACAAUUGAGGUGACUUCAGAAUUAGAUGCCUGGAAUGAGGACCUGUCCCGGCAGCUGAGUGAUGGGGGCCGCUCUGGUGGGGGAAGUGGCAGCAGCAGUGGGGGGAGCAGCGCCUCCUCUGGCAGCUCAGAGGACAUCGCUCUGGCUGAACAGAGACUCAAACGACAUGCGGAAAGAAAGGCCGCAAUGAAUAACAUGACGUACGAAGUGAUGCAACAAGGCCAAGAUCUGCACCAAUACAUCAUGGAGGUCCAGGCUUCAGGGAUUGAGUUGACUGGAGAGAAGGAUAUGGACUUGGCUGCUCAGGUUCAGGAGCUGCUGGAGUUUCUUCAUGAGAAACAGCAGGAGGUGGAUCUCAGUGCUCAACACAAUCACACAAGGCUGGAGCAGAGCUUACAACUGCGCCACCUACAGGCCGAAGUCAAACAGGUGCUGGGUUGGAUCCGUAAUGGGGAGUCCAUGCUCAAUGCCAGUAUGGUGAAUGCCAGCUCCCUAUCAGAGGCUGAGCAGCUGCAGAGGGAGCACGAGCAGUUCCAGAUGGCUAUUGAGUCUCUUUUUCAUGCCAAUUCUCUUCAAAAGACUCAUCAAAGUGCCCUGCAAGUUCAGCAAAAAGCAGAGAUGAUGCUCCAGGCAGGUCACUACGAUCCAGAGGCCAUUAGGAACUGUGCAGAGAAAGUGGCAGUGCACUGGCAGCAGCUGAUGCUUAAGAUGGAAGACCGCCUCAAACUGGUCAAUGCAUCUGUGGCCUUUUACAAGACUUCUGAACAGGUUUGUAGUGUGCUGGAAAGUUUGGAACAGGAAUAUCGGCGUGAUGAGGAUUGGUGCGCCACCCAUGAGAAAUUAGGAGCUACAACAGAGACGGACCAUCUACUUCCUCUGAUCAGCAAACACCUGGAGCAAAAAGAAGCAUUUCUCAAGGCGUGUACUCUGGCUCGGAGGAACGCAGAGGUGUUUCUGAAGUACAUUCACAGGAACAAUGUGAGUAUGUCCGGGGCUGCCAGCCACGCCAGAGGACCUGAACAGCAGGUCAAAGCCAUUCUGAAUGAACUGCUGCAGAGAGAAAACAGAGUUCUGCACUUCUGGACACUGAAGAAACGCCGGUUGGACCAGUGUCAACAGUUUGUGAUGUUUGAACGCAGUGCCAAGCAGGCUCUGGACUGGAUUCAGGAGACAGGUGAAGUUUACCUGGCCUCCCAUACGUCACCUGGAGACAGUAGUGAGGAAACACAGCAGUUACUCAAUGACUAUCAUCACUUCAGACUGUCUGCCAAGCAAACCAAAGAGAAAGUAAAGCUGCUGAUCCAGUUGGCUGAUAAUUUAGUGGAGAAAGGUCAUGCUCAUGUGUCGGAACUGAAGAGAUGGGUGAGCACUGUGGACCGCCGGUACAGAGAUUUCUCCAUCAGGAUGGCCAAGUACCAGGAGAGCCUCGAGAAGAGUUUGGGGGUCAGCUCAGAGGAUACUAAAGACUUGGAGCUUGACAUUAUUCCUGCCAGCUUAACGGAUAAUGCUGAGGUCAAACUGCGCGACCCCAACCAUGAGGUCAAUGAGGAGAAAAGGAAGUCAGCCAGAAAAAAGGAGUUCAUCAUGGCUGAGCUGCUGCAGACAGAGAAGUCCUAUGUCAAAGAUCUUCAAGACUGCUUAGAAACAUAUCUGUGGGAGAUGACCAGUGGGGUAGAGGAAAUCCCUCCAGGCAUUGCCAACAAGGAGCACAUUAUUUUUGGAAACAUGCAGGAGAUCUACGACUUCCACAGCAAUAUUUUCCUGAAGGAGCUCAUAAAUUAUGAACAGCUUCCAGAGGAUGUUGGUCAUUGCUUUGUUACCUGGGCUGAUAAAUUUCACAUAUAUGUCGAUUACUGUAAGAACAAGCCAGACUCCAGUCAACUGGUACUGGAGCACGCUGGCACCUUUUUUGAUGAAAUUCAGCAAAGACGUGGACUGGCUAACUCCAUUAACUCCUACCUCAUCAAGCCAGUCCAGAGAAUCACUAAGUACCAACUGCUGCUGAAGGAGUUACUGUCGUGUUGUGAAGAGGGUAAAGGAGAGAUCAAAGAUGGUCUAGAGGUCAUGCUGGGUGUACCAAAGAGAGCUAAUGAUGCCAUGCAUCUGGCUAUGCUGGAGGGGUUUGAGGACAGUGUGGAGGCUCAAGGGGAGCUCAUUCUUCAGGACAGUUUCCAGGUUUGGGAUCCUCGCUCUCUGAUCAGGAAGGGACGAGAUCGACAUCUCUUUCUUUUUGAGUUUUCAUUGGUCUUCAGUAAAGAGAUCAAGGACACAGCUGGACGGACAAAGUACCAGUACAAAAACAGACUACUGACAUCUGAGUUGGGGAUAACCGAACACAUUGAAGGAGACCCAUGUAAAUUUGCUCUCUGGUCAGGAAGAACCCCAUCUUCUGAUAACAAAACUGUGCUAAAGGCCUCUACUAUAGAAGCAAAGCAAGAGUGGAUAAAGAACAUCAGGGAGGUGAUCCAGGAGAGGAUGACCCUGAAGGGAGCACUGAAGGAGCCUCUGCACUUGCCCAAAACACCAGCACUAAGCAAACCCAGAAACAAGAGGGAGGGAGUAGAAGAUGGAGACAGUCAAGGGGACGGCAGCAGCCAGCCAGACACCAUCUCCAUCGCCUCUAGGACAUCCCAGAACACGGUGGACAGCGACAAGCUCUCUGGAGGUUGUGAGUUGACAGUGGUUCUUCAGGACUUCACAGCCGGUUGCAGCACAGAGAUGUCUGUCAGCACAGGUCAGACUGUGGAGCUGCUGGAGCGGCCCAGUGAGCGACCCGGCUGGUGUCUGGUGCGGACCACUGACCGCAGCCCCCCUCAGGAGGGACUGGUGCCCAGCUCCGCCCUCUGUGUGUCCCACUCACGCUCCAGUGUGGAGAUGGACUGCUUCUUCUCAGGAAAAGAAAACUAUCCAUCCGAUGUGAAGACUGAAUCUGUGGCCAACCUACAGCCCCAGCCGUCCCUCAGCUCUCUGCACUCCAGCUCUCCAGGGCCCAAACGCUCAGGGAACACUCUGAAGAAAUGGUUCAGCCCGGUACGACGUCUCAGCAGUAGCUCUGUCAAGAAACUACCCAACAACAAACAGAAGAAGACUGGUACAGGCAUUGGUAACGAGGGCUUUGAGCACAGACAGAAUAUUGCUCUGCAGGAUGAUAUUAUCGAUGAGACGGCCAAAGAGGCUAAUUUGUCGAAGUCUGGGAUGCAGAGCGGUGGAGAGGAGGACCAGGAUGAAGAGACAGCCACCCCACUGCCUCCCCCUAUGGACAUAAUCAAAGACCCUUCUGCCCCAGAUGACAAGUCCUCCACCCUACUCACAUCCAUGCAGCCCUCCUCUGAGGUCCCCAGUGCUGCUGAGCUGGUUAGCGCCAUAGAAAAACUGGUUAAAACCAAAAUGCCCCUGGAGUCAGGAUCAUACCCGGUUUUCCCAUCCCUGUCACCUCCAGAACAGACUACACCAGUCCAGCCUCGAAAUCCUGAGCUGGAGCAGAGAGCCAAGGCCAUGAGGGGGCGAAUGUUUGUCUUGAAUGAGCUUGUUCAAACAGAAAAGGACUAUGUCAAAGACCUUGGAACAGUAGUGGAGGGCUUCAUGAAGAGGAUAAAGGAGAAAGGUGUUCCUGAAAACAUGGAAGGCAAAGAUAAGAUUGUUUUUGGGAACAUCCACCAAAUCUACGAGUGGCACAAAGACUAUUUUGUGGGAGAGUUGGAAAAAUGUUUGGAUGACCAUGACCACCUUGCUGAACUCUUUAUCAAACACGAGAGACGGCUUCACAUGUAUGUAAUCUACUGCCAGAAUAAACCCAAGUCAGAAUUUAUUGUAGCAGAAUAUGAUACCUAUUUUGAUGGAAUCCAGCAAGAUAUCCAGUCAAGGUUAAGCAUCAGUGAUUUUCUUAUAAAACCCAUCCAAAGAAUCACUAAAUAUCAGCUGCUAUUAAAGGACUUUCUAAAGUAUAGCUUAAAGGCUGGAAUGGACUGUGAACAAACUGAGAAAGCUGUAGACAUAAUGUCCCAGGUUCCUAAACUUUGCAAUGACAUGAUGAAUUUGGGUCGACUGCAAGGUUAUGAGGGCAAACUUACCAAUCAGGGCAAACUGCUGCAACAGGAGACCUUCUUUGUGACAGAGCAGGACACUGGGGUACUGUCCCGCUCCAAAGAACGCCGUGUUUUCCUCUUUGAGCAGAUCGUCAUCUUCAGUGAGUUGCUCCGGAAAGGCUCCUCCAUACCUGGAUACCUGUUCAAAAAGAGCAUUAAGGUGUCUUACUUGGGUUUGGAGGAGAGUGUGGAUAAUGACCCUUGUAAGUUUGUGCUAUUGUGUCGUGGGACAUCUGAGCGCUUCACUCUUCAGGCAGCUAAUGUUGAAAUCAAGCAGGUCUGGGUCCAGCACAUAAAAGAGCGCUUGGAAUAUCAAAUCUCAUUGCUAAAUGCACUACAGUUCCCCCUUACGUACCAGAAUGAGAAGGGCUCUCUAAACAGAAAUCGCUCGACCUCCAGCAGUCAACAGGGCUCCCACAGCCGCCCCUCGUCUGCAGUGGGCCUUAGUGACAAAGACGUGGACAGGGGCAAGAGCCAGAUCAAACUGUCUACCUCCAACGGGGGCUCGUGUUUCACUCCCAGGGACAGUGAUGGCGGCUGUAAUGGCGUCUCGUCCACCAUGUUGGUCACUCAGGAUUACUCUGCACUCAAGGAGAAUGAGAUCAAUGUGACUCAAGGAGAGGUGGUCCAAGUCUUGGCUACUAACCAGCAGAACAUGUACCUGGUUUAUCGUCCUGCCAAUAGCCAGUCCCCCGCUGCGGAGGGCUGGGUCCCAGGACAUGUGCUCGGCCCGGUCACCAAGCCCCUCAGAGACUCUUCUUCUGCCUGUUCCUUCUCCACAGCAGUGGCCGACGCAAACAAUAUCAAAAAGUCAUUAUCAUGGAACACACUGCGCGCCAGGAAGCGCGCCGAAGCCAAAGAUGUUGCUCCUCUGGGGGUGAGGGGUCAAGAGAACGGACUUGUCCGUAAACCCAAAGAAACCACACCCCCUUCGUCAAUGGGGUCUCCCGCCACCAAGGCCAAGGGCAAAGAUGUUCAUACAUCAGAUGAGUCAGAUUGUGAAGAUGACCUUGACCCAAAAACAGGCAUGGAGCUUCUCAACCCCAACUUCAUUCAGAAAGUGGCCCCUGAGUUCCUGGUGCCUUUGUCCGAUGUGGUGUGUGCGUUCGGAGAGACGGUGGUUCUCUGUUGUAAAGUGUGUGGGCGUCCCAAACCUACCAUCACAUUGAAGGGCCCUGACCAAAGCCCAGUCACCAGCAACAGCCGAUUCACUAUUGAAAUAAGGGACACUGGGGAUAUCCUCUUAAAAGUGUGUAACCUGAUGCCUCAAGACACAGGCAUUUACACAUGUGUCGCAGUCAACGAUCAUGGUUCGGCCUCAUCUUCUGCCUCCAUUAAAGUUCAAGGUAUCCCAGCAGCCCCAGGGAGACCCGUGGCACAGGAGGCAAGCAGCACCUCAGUCAUGCUGCACUGGCCUCCACCAGCUUCAUCUGCCCACAGUGCUGUGAGCAGCUACAAUGUAGAGUACCGCCAAGAGGACUCGUUUUUAUGGCAGCAGGUGGCCAGCAGUCGAGAGGAGUGCGUUCAAAUAGACACACUGAUCCCAGGUGGACAUUAUCAGUUCAGAGUGCGUGCCUCAAAUCGUUGGGGAGUUGGACCUCCAUCUGAGCCCUCAAAUAUGGUCACAUUACCCAGUGGAAAUGCUACUUAUGAUGGAGCUGCAAUUCAAUGGAAAGAAAACUUUGAGACAUCGUUUUCUGAAAUCUCAGAAAUUGGCAGGGGAAGAUUUUCUGUGGUCCGAAAAUGUCAUAACAAAUCUACAAAGAAAGAGGUUGCUGUUAAAUUUGUCAGCAAGAAAAUGCUGAAAAAAGAGCAGGUGGCUCAUGAAGCGGACAUCUUGCGUCAGGUACAGAGUCACCAGGUGGUGGCGCUGUUGGAUGCAUAUGAGUCCUCCACAUAUCUCAUGCUGGUCUUAGAGUUACUGGAAGAUGGCCGUUUAUUGGACUAUCUGGUUGCUCAUGAUGAGUUGAUGGAAGAGAAAGUUGCCUUCUUCAUCAGAGAAACACUGGAGGCACUGCAGCACCUUCACACCUGUAGAGUUGCCCACCUCGAUUUAAAGCCCGAGAACAUCAUGGUGGAUUUGCACUCCCAGACUCCAGGUGUGAAGCUCAUAGACUUUGGUGAUGCCGUGCAUCUGAUCGCUCAUCGGCGAUACGUUCACCUGCUGCUGGGGAAUCCAGAGUUCGCAGCCCCAGAACUGAUCCGUGGGACCCCCGUCUCUGUGUCCACUGAUGUGUGGAGUAUAGGGGUCCUGGCCUAUGUCCUGCUCAGCGGAGUCUCCCCUUUCCUGGACGAGUCUCCAGAGGAAACCUGUGUCAACAUCUGCCGCCUGGAUUUUUGCUUCCCGGACGAGUACUUCCGGGAUGUGAGUCAGGCUGCCAAGGAUUUUGUUACGUCCGUGCUCCAACAGGAUCCCAGAAAACGGCCCAGUGCCACAUCCUGUUUGCAGCACCCAUGGGUGGGCCGAGGGGGUGUCCAUGGUGGAGAGUACUCUAAGACUCCUCUGGACACAACACGCUUGUCCACUUUUAUAGACAGAAGAAAGCAAUUGCAUGAUGUCCGACCUGUCACUAAUAUUAAAGGUCUGGUCAGCAGCAGUAUGGGCAACACACUGUGAAUGUUCUUAAGACAUUUGUAAUUAUAUUUAUCUUAAAUUAUGUUUUCAUAUUUAUCGAUUAGAAAGAAUUGGAAAAUUCAUGAGCCAUCUUUUGAACCAAUCUGCUGACAUUAAAAGUAUGAUGGAUCUCUUCCGUACGAGAACCAAUUCUUUGUGUAAGUUGAGGCUGUGCCUUGACGCAUCCUAUUUGAACCAGUUGAAACUGUAAUCCCCUUUUUUAUUUAGUCCAAUUUCAAUCAAUGCAAUGUCAAAUUCAUUACCUAAUAUCAUUAGAGUUUAACUGUACAUAUAUAAAGCUUGAAUCUAUAGGUAAAGCCAUAGCAACAUUUCCUUAGAUGCCUUUUGAACAUCACGUAUUUUCUUUUCUGUUGCAUCUUGAAUACUCAAGAACACUGGAUAUCUUUAGCAGAUAGACUGUUGACUGCACUGUGCAGCAGCAAUCAUGUUAUACAAAAUGUUGAUGGCUUGGUGUUAACAUCUGAACCGUGCUGGACUACUAACAACAUUAACAACAACAAAUCCCUGAAAUCACUGGAUUUGCAAGAGUAGGAAUGAGCACAGGAUUGUUGCAAAAGAAGAUACAAGAACUUGUUUGUUGUUUACAGAAACUUUGUACAAUAAUCAUUGUCAUGUACAGUAGACUAAUCAGGGAAACCUGCAUGUGAACUCACCAGGGAUGUUUAGAAUUCAGGUUAGAAAAUACAGUCAUUCUUUUGAGCUAAAGCUUAGUAAUGUGGACUUGCUUGUAUAUUAGUGGCUGCCAUUCAUUCAGAUUAUGUAACUUUUACUGGGGAGGACACAAGCACUCCUCUGUCUCCUGCAUCUUUUUACUGAUGAAUGUAAGUCUUUUGUAAUUUGUAGAAUGUGUUUCCAUCCAAAGUGCUGUCUGCUCAAUACUGACUUCUCACAGAUCGACUCUUUAGCUGUUAUUGUGCUGCUUUACUGCUCAAACUGACAUUUUGCGAUGUACAAUAGCACGCUUUUAUGUGCCACUGGUGGUUUCAAAUGGACAAUAUUCAUGGCAACAAACAAAAUACGAACUGGAGAGGUGGCAUCAUGAUUCACAUAAAAAGUAUAAAGUUUGGUUUAAAUAACACGGCAUGCAAUAAGUCAAAAUUAUCAAUAUGUUUAUCAGUUUAUGUAUACAUUAUUAAGUUAACCCCAUUGGCAAUUAUCACACAAGUUAAGAAUCUAUUUUAUCACAAAAAAUAAGACAGACCAGGAGUGAGUUUUUGGCUCCUAAUAGUUGCCUGUAAGUAUGUUAACUUAAAGACUACUACAUAGAAAAAAAGAACAAAGUUAGAAGAGCUGAAUGUACAGUAGCUACUGUAAAGUCCAAUAUAUUCAAAGCUUUGCUCCAUACAAUCCAUUCAAAUCUUUGAAUGUUGCUCCAGAAUUUAGCUUAAUUGAACUCUAAUUUACUUCUACAGUCUGGAAAAAUGUGGACCGUAAAUACUAGUAUUAAAGUGUUUAAUUUAAAACUUGUAAUGAUAUAUUUAUUGUGACUUUAUUGUCUUAUUUUUAUGUUCAUUUCUUUUUCAAACAUGCACUUCUAAUGUGGCUUUUUUUGUGUUUUCCAAGUCCAUUGAUGCAUUUCUAGGAUUACUGUAAAGUGCUGUUCAUGCUGAUCUGUCCGUAGAUGCUGCUGUAGUAUAAGGCCCCCCCCGAUCAAACCCAUGUUUGUUACUAUUUACUAAUAAACAACCUGCUUGUUUCUAUGGGGUCUUCAUUUC